This is a messenger RNA of Talaromyces atroroseus, 801 nucleotides long. RefSeq lists its product as hypothetical. The coding region runs from base 1 to 801 and encodes 266 amino acids. The transcript is spliced from 2 exons. NCBI's taxonomy places the organism in Eukaryota, Fungi, Ascomycota, Eurotiomycetes, Eurotiales, Trichocomaceae. The record is from RefSeq and is a predicted model, not a curated record.
AUGGAACGAGCAGGGUUAUGUAGUUCCCAUAGCAAUAAUGGUGAAGAACAGGAGCAGCCAGCAGCCGCCGCCGUCAACAUUGACAACCAGUUACCAGCAAACCCAGAAGAGUUGGAACGUGGAUACGCGUCAAUUGGAUAUUCUCCAUCCUCAACACCGUUCGCUGGUCGCGCAAAUGAGGUCUUUCAGUGGAUACCACCUCCUCCAACUGAGAAGGAGAAGAAGGGGGAAGAAGAAGAAGAAGAAGAUGACAUAUUUGAUACUAUGGCACCACCAUCCAGGGGAUUGGGAUCGCGAUCGACUAUUCAUGGACGGAUUCCAGGGUUAUCGCCGUCAUCAGCACCACUACUGUCAGAGGAAACAUCCUUACCCCAGACAAACAAGUCGUCAUCAUCAGCAUACCAGGAUGCCGAAUAUGUCAUCAACAUUGAGCGGCAAGGCUGUUUUAUGCGUAGGUCACCCACUGGUCAUGUUCUAGAAGAUAUUGCGCUUUGCGAGCGACUUCUUCUUUCUCAACAACCAACCGACACUCCUCCCAUUCAGGAUACCAUGUUUGAGGAUGACUGUAUCGAGGACUUCCACCAGGCAUUACGGAACCGAUCAGAAACCCGGAUCCUAGUGGAUUUACACCCGCUCCUUAUGCCAUGCGCCGAGAAGCAGCAUAUCAAGAAGCGUGGAAAAAACCAGAAAUUCCUUGAGGAUAUUAUUGAUUGCUUCAAUGAUCCAUGGAACCAGGCAAUUUGUGGUCCUAGACCCCAACCAGAUGAUGCACGCGGGUUGAAAGAGUCGACAUUUUCAUAA